This is a messenger RNA of Solanum dulcamara, 402 nucleotides long. Its product is annotated as receptor kinase-like protein Xa21. The transcript is spliced from 2 exons. Gene Ontology annotation, biological process: protein phosphorylation. Bases 1 to 402 code for a protein of 133 amino acids. Gene Ontology annotation, molecular function: ATP binding; protein kinase activity. NCBI's taxonomy places the organism in Eukaryota, Viridiplantae, Streptophyta, Magnoliopsida, Solanales, Solanaceae. The record is from RefSeq and is a predicted model, not a curated record.
AUGCCCAAUGAGACACUAAAUAAAUCGUUAUAUUCCCACAGCUUGUUCUUGAAUUUAAUGCAUAGACUAGGUAUAAUGAUUGAUGUUGCAUCUGCAAUGGAAUAUAUCCACAAUGGAUGUUCCACACCUAUGGUACAUUGUGGCUUUAAGCCACACAAUGUCUUGCUAGAUCAAGAAAUGGUUGGUCAUGUUAGUGAUUUUGGCAUUGCAAAAAUGUUAGGUGCAGGGGAGGCUUUUGUUCAGACAAGGAUUGAAACCAUUGGAUAUAUUGCUCCAGAGUAUAGACAAGAUAUAAUAGUAUCCACAAACUGUUAUGUUUAUAGUUUUGGCAUCCUGACGAUGGAGACGUUCACAAGAACAAGACCAAGUGAUGAAAUGAUUACUACACACUUGAGCAUGUAA